Molecule: messenger RNA, 207 nt
Organism: Paracoccidioides brasiliensis Pb18
Exons: 1
Coding region: 1-207 (68 amino acids)
Source: RefSeq, a predicted model, not a curated record
AUGGCUCAGGUCACGCUUAUCACGUUCUUGCAGCAGCCACUGGCGGCAGUUCCGGUCCACCCCCCACCCCAGCUAGGCCGCAACACUACGAAUCAAGCAUACAGCUAUCUCGACAUCCAAGGGCUCCAGAUCUGGCAGGGCUUUAAUCUCGAGACAAUUCUCCAGCAGUACCAAAAAUGUCUUGAACGGCGCGGUGAUCGCGGCUGA